This is a messenger RNA of Xenopus laevis (African clawed frog), 1627 nucleotides long. RefSeq names its product ankyrin repeat domain 46 L homeolog (gene ankrd46.L). The coding region runs from base 232 to 993 and encodes 253 amino acids. NCBI's taxonomy places the organism in Eukaryota, Metazoa, Chordata, Amphibia, Anura, Pipidae. The transcript is spliced from 5 exons. The record is from RefSeq and is a predicted model, not a curated record.
UUUACCGUCUAGCGUUGCCUGUGAUUGGCCAGCAGAUGGCGACUGAUAUUGAGAAUAACAAAUGAUAUUUGUUGUGGUGUUGGCUGGAUCGUGUCUUCUGUGAAGUUCCCGGGAAAUCCUGGGUCUGGCACCUUGGGAGGUGUCCAAGCAGAUUCUACUUUACCGACCCGCUCAGGACCAAGCAGAACUCUGUUUUUAUCAUCACAGGCAGAGCUUCUAAAAGGUACAGCCAUGUCCUAUGUUUUUGUGAACGACUCCUCCCAGACCAACGUCCCUCUGUUGCAAGCAUGCAUUGAUGGGGAUUUCAACUACUCCAAGCGCCUGCUGGAGAGCGGCUUUGACCCAAACAUACGUGACAGCCGUGGCCGCACGGGUCUUCACUUGGCUGCCGCCCGUGGGAAUGUGGAUAUCUGUCAGCUGCUUCAUAAGUUUGGUGCUGAUCUGCUGGCAACUGAUUAUCAGGGCAACACGGCCCUUCAUCUGUGUGGCCACGUGGAUACGAUUCAGUUCCUCGUUUCCAAUGGACUGAAAAUAGAUAUUUGCAAUCACCAAGGCGCCACACCACUCAUCCUAGCCAAGCGCAGGGGAGUGAACAAAGAAGUGAUCCGCAUGCUGGAGUCCCUGGAGGAGCAGGAAGUCAAAGGCUUCAAUAGGGGCUCUCACUCCAAGCUGGAGAUCUUGCAGAUGGCGGAAAGCGAAAGGUAUAUCCAAUGCUCUGAGCUCCUAAUGGAAAAAGGACACAACACCCUGUCGGAAGGAACCUCUGAGGAAGAUUGUGCAAUGGAAAGCCACUCUCUCCUGAAUCCAAACUUACAGCAGGGUGAAGGGGUCCUCUCUAGCUUCCGCACAACUUGGCAGGAAUUUGUGGAGGACCUGGGUUUCUGGAGAGUUCUCCUCCUCCUCCUGGUCAUUGCUCUUCUUUCUCUGGGUAUAGCCUACUAUGUUAGCGGUGUGCUGCCCUUUGUGGAAAAUCAGCCAGAACUAGUGCAUUAGAGAGAUGUAGAAACCUUUCAUGCCCCCAGCUUCCUUAAAUGCAGUCGUCUGUGCUGCAUAAAUAUAUAUAUCUCAGACCACUUGUUGGCCCGGUCUUGGAACUCUGUGCAUUCCGAUCAGAAUCAUCUUGGAUGGAAUGUGUCUUCGUGAUCUUCAAAGAUGUAGUGGGACAUCCCUUCCUUGUGAUUCCGUGCGAAGUGCUUUGUAAGACUGAUUAUCCGGCCAUCUAUGAAGAGUAGAGAAUCCUUAAUUUUUAUGAUAUGCAAUGCCGAAGCAAAUGCUUAUUUCUACGUGUGUGUUCAUGGAUAUUUAUCUAUAGGUUGGACUCUUUUUUUUUUUUUUUUUUUUUUUUUUUUGUCGUCACACCAUUUCCAGCAAUUGUAUGGUUGCUUAUGAAGAGUAUUCAAUCGGUUGCCAUUCAUAGUAUGUAAAUAAUGUAACUAUUAAAGUUAAUGCCUUUUAUAAGGUGGAGAAUGGAGCGUACAGACUUAUUUCUGGGUUAGAUGAUGCUGUAGGUUGAUAUUGUGUCCUUCAUAAGUCUUUUUGUCAUGAAAGAAAGUUUAGUUGGCAUAUUCUUACUAGGGGUCUCCUUUAAACGAAAGAUGGGGGUGCCAGUGAAUGUAAUGAAUGAGGA